AUUUAGACACUCAAAUGGGUAAAAAUAAGAAAAAGAACCUUCAGAGGAAAAAUUCAAACGAUAAUACUGGCUCUGAUGAUAAUACUGAGCACCAGAGCAAAGAGCUCAAGUCUAUACUCAAGAAAGGGGAUGAUGACCACUUUGAAGGUUUAAAGAACGAAAAUGUUGGAAUAAAGCAAAGAGUUGCCAAUAGUUAUGUGAAUAUCAAUAAUCAAAGCGAGCUUCAAAAUCCUAGCCCCUUCAUGGAACCAGAAGGUCUCAGACAAGAACAGCCAUCUAUAGCCAAAGAUUCAUGGAAACAGUCUGAAGUUUCAAGAUUUCCAAAGGAAGAAAAUAAAAUGGACCUCGAAGAUUCAGAGGAAGAAAAGAUAGAAACAACUCCUGAUGGAGGUCCAGAUUUUGAUGACCAUGAAUUUUAUGGGGAUUAUGAAACCCCUGACUCAAGAUAUGAAAUUCCCCAAGAGCCAGGGAUCACAAAAAUCAUAGUGGAACCAACAUCGACUCUUCAAGCAAUGAUCAACAAUCCGAAGGAAAAAAUUGACUUUGGAAAUCUGAAGUUUGACUGUACAAAGUGUCAAAGAGACGAUGCUACAGAUGGUAAUGAAACGGAUGCUUUCUGUAUCCAAUGAAAAAGUGCCUGUAAGAGACCUUUGCAACCCAUCGAGAGUAUAAUAGGAAAUGUAAACAAGGUCGAACUAAGCAAGUUGUCUUCUUCUAACUCUAGAUAGC
Molecule: messenger RNA, 729 nt
Organism: Moneuplotes crassus
Lineage: Eukaryota; Ciliophora; Spirotrichea; Euplotida; Euplotidae
Source: the annotation of a GenBank genome assembly